AUGUCUCAAUAUAAACUAACCUUGGCUGCCAAAGCACCAUUAGUUGGCUAUGCCGCUCUUAUUGGAUCAUUCAUCAUCAACCAUGAAGAACCAACUUCUCCUAUCGACCUCUCCUUUGUUGAUGCCGCUGUGGUCGAUAGUAGUGUGCCUGAAUCAAACACAGUACUAACCCAUGGCACUGAGGGCAAGUCUGUAUACGGUACAGUCGAAGUUUUGAAUGCAUUAGCAGAAGCAUUCCCUAAUGUUCUUCCUGUCACUCCUGCCGCUUCGGAAUGGAUUGAGUUUGCAUUCAAGUCAUUCUCAGGAAAGGACUUCAAGACCUUGACUCCUUCAUUGGAGAAGCUUGAAGCCCACUUGAACUUCCGUUCCUUUGUACUUGGUGACUAUAGACCCUCAAUUGCGGAUGUUGCACUCUGGGGUGUCUUGAGAGCCAACGCUGUAGUCGGUGCUUCCUGUAAAAAUGGUACGUUCAUUAAUAUUGCUCGUUGGUACAAAUAUUUCGACACCAGCCGUUUUUUUGGAGGUGCUGUCGAAACUAUGAACAAGGAAGUCCUUGAUAUCCGUAAGCAAUCAAAAGUUGGCCAAAAGAAGGAAUCCAAGGCUUCAUAUGACAUUGGCCUCAUUGAUGCCGUUGAUGGCAAGGUUGUCACUAGAUUUCCUCCUGAGCCUAGUGGAUACUUACACAUUGGGCACGCUAAGGCUGCUGUAUUGAACCAAUACUUUGCCGAAUUGUACCAUGGUAAACUGAUUGUCCGUUUUGAUGAUACAAACCCCAGCAAGGAAAAAGUCGAAUUCACCCAGUCCAUUCUUGAGGACUUAGAGCUCUUAGGGGUCAAGCCUGAUAGAUUAACGCACUCUUCGGAUUAUUUCCAAGAGAUGUACGAUUACGCUGUACAGAUGAUUAAGGAUGGUAAGGCUUACUGUGAUGAUACCCCCCAAGAAAGAAUGAGGGAAGAAAGAGGUGAAGGAAUUGCUAGUGCUCGUCGUAAUAGAACUGUCGAAGAAAACUUAGCUAUCUUCAAUGAUGAGAUGAAAAAUGGUACUGAAGUGGGCCUCAAGAACUGUCUUCGUGCCAAGAUCUCUGUUGAUGCUGGUAACAAGACUCUUCGUGAUCCUGUCAUUUUCCGAUGUAAUCUUACCCCUCACCAUCGCACUGGUACUCAAUGGAAAAUGUAUCCCACCUAUGAUUUCUGUGUUCCAAUCGUCGAUUCUAUUGAAGGAGUUACCCAUGCUCUCAGGACUACCGAGUACACUGACCGUAACGCUCAAUAUGAUUGGAUGUUGAAAGCCCUUAAGUUGCGUAAGGUUCACAUUUGGGAUUUCAGCCGAGUGAGCUUCAAAAGAACUUUACUUAGUAAACGUAAGUUGCAAUGGUUUGUUGACAAGGGCCAUGUCAGCGGUUGGGAUGACCCUCGUUUCCCAACUGUUCGCGGAGUUCGCCGCAGAGGUAUGACUGUAGAGGGACUCAAGAGCUUUAUCAUUUCUCAGGGUCCUUCUCGAAAUAUUCUCAAUUUGGAUUGGUCGCUUAUUUGGGCCACCAACAAGAAGGUGAUUGAUCCCAUUGCACCUCGUCAUUCUGCUGUAGUCACGAAGAAUGCUGUCCCAAUCGUACUCACCGGAGGUGAAGGAGUACCAGCCCAUUCAGUUAAGGAAACCAAGUUGAAGCACAAGAAGAAUGCCGAUUUAGGUAAUAACGAUAUCAUUUUCUCAUCAAGGCUGCUCAUUGAUCAAGAAGAUGCUGAGACUUUGAAAGAUAAUGAGGAGUUUACCCUUAUGGACUGGGGUAAUGCCAUUGUAGAGAAGAUCCACAAAAAUUCUGAGAAUGUUAUUACUGGUAUUGAUGCCAAACUUCAUCUUGCAGGUGACUUUAAGAAGACCGAAAAGAAGAUCAGCUGGCUCGCUGACACUGAUGAUGUUAUUCCUGUUGAACUUGUUGACUUCGACCAUCUUAUCACCAAAGAGAAAAUUGAGGAAGGCGAAAACUUUGAGGACUUCCUUACACCUGAGACUAUUUUCAAAACCGAGGCUGUUGGUGAUGUCAAUGUUAAAAAUCUCAAGAAGGGCGAAGUCAUUCAAUUUGAGCGCAAGGGAUUCUAUGUGGUUGAUGUGCCUUACUCGGAAGAAUCCAAGAAGGUCGUCUUUUUCACUGUGCCUGAUGGGAAGGUUGUUUCCAAAUACGGUGCCAAGAAGGCCACCAAGGACUAA
Molecule: messenger RNA, 2205 nt
Organism: Sugiyamaella lignohabitans
Lineage: Eukaryota; Fungi; Ascomycota; Dipodascomycetes; Dipodascales; Trichomonascaceae
Gene: GUS1
Product: glutamate--tRNA ligase GUS1
Exons: 1
Coding region: 1-2205 (734 amino acids)
Biological process (GO): translation; glutamyl-tRNA aminoacylation
Cellular component (GO): cytoplasm; methionyl glutamyl tRNA synthetase complex; cytosol
Molecular function (GO): glutamate-tRNA ligase activity; ATP binding
Source: RefSeq, a predicted model, not a curated record